UAUUCGCUGGGCCUUGUGGAUGGUGCCAAUCCAUCCCCAACACUGGUUCAGCUAACCGGUCUGACGUUCGAGACGUUCUCCGAGCUUUGGUAUAACCAGGCGGUCCAACUCGACGGGGCGACAAGACUCGCUUGCUUGGUGUUCCUCUGCUUCGUUUUGAUCCUCUACGUGACUAACCGGUCUAAACCGGUUUACUUAGUGGAUUUCUCCUGCUACAAACCGGAAGACGAGCGGAAAAUGUCCGUGGACUCGUUCUUGAAGAUGACGGAGGAAAACGGAGCAUUCACCGAUGACACCGUCCGGUUCCAGCAAAGAAUCUCGAACCGGGCCGGUUUAGGAGACGAGACUUAUCUGCCACGUGGCAUAACGUCAACACCCCCGAAGCUAAACAUGUCCGAGGCACGUGCCGAAGCUGAGGCCGUUAUGUUCGGAGCCUUGGAUUCACUGUUCGAGAAAACCGGAAUUAAACCGGCUGAAGUCGGAAUCUUGAUCGUAAACUGCAGCUUAUUCAAUCCGACGCCGUCUCUAUCGGCAAUGAUCGUGAACCAUUACAAUAUGAGAGAAGACAUCAAAAGCUACAACCUCGGAGGAAUGGGCUGCUCCGCCGGAUUAAUCUCAAUCGAUCUCGCCAACAACCUACUCAAAGCAAACCCUAAUUCUUACGCUGUCGUGGUCAGCACGGAAAACAUAACCCUAAACUGGUACUUCGGCAACGACCGGUCAAUGCUCCUCUGCAACUGCAUCUUCCGAAUGGGCGGUGCAGCGAUUCUCCUCUCUAACCGCCGGCAAGACCGGUCAAAGUCAAAGUACGAGUUAGUCAACGUCGUACGGACACAUAAAGGAUCAGACGACAAGAACUAUAAUUGCGUAUACCAGAAGGAAGACGAGAGAGGAACGAUCGGUGUCUCUUUAGCUCGGGAGCUGAUGUCUGUGGCCGGAGACGCUCUGAAAACAAACAUAACAACGUUAGGACCGAUGGUUCUUCCUUUGUCGGAACAGCUAAUGUUCUUGGUUUCACUGGUCAAAAGGAAGUUGUUAAAACUCAAAGUGAAGCCGUAUAUUCCGGAUUUCAAGCUCGCUUUUGAGCAUUUCUGUAUACACGCAGGAGGUAGAGCGGUUCUCGACGAGGUGCAGAAGAAUCUUGAUCUUAAAGAUUGGCAUAUGGAGCCUUCAAGAAUGACUUUGCACCGGUUUGGUAACACUUCGAGUAGUUCGCUUUGGUAUGAGAUGGCUUAUACCGAAGCCAAGGGUCGGGUUAAAGCAGGUGAUAGGCUUUGGCAGAUUGCGUUUGGAUCUGGUUUCAAGUGUAAUAGCGCGGUUUGGAAAGCGUUACGAGUUGUUUCGACUGAGGAGUUGACGGGUAACGCAUGGGCUGGUUCGAUUGCGGAUUAUCCGGUUAAGAUUGUGCAAUGAUUGGUUGUACCGGAUGUGUGGAGUGUAGUCAUUGGUUUGUAAUUGUGUACUUCUUGAUAUCAAUUUUUUUUUUUGUUGUAAGUUGUCGAUUGGAUAUUAUAAUUUAAUUAAUUUUAUGGA
Messenger RNA from Raphanus sativus (radish), 1533 nucleotides. Its product is annotated as 3-ketoacyl-CoA synthase 1. The transcript has a single exon. Gene Ontology annotation, molecular function: acyltransferase activity, transferring groups other than amino-acyl groups. The annotation marks the transcript as partial. Gene Ontology annotation, cellular component: membrane. Gene Ontology annotation, biological process: fatty acid biosynthetic process. The record is from RefSeq and is a predicted model, not a curated record. Lineage: Eukaryota; Viridiplantae; Streptophyta; Magnoliopsida; Brassicales; Brassicaceae.